Molecule: messenger RNA, 1626 nt
Organism: Xenopus laevis (African clawed frog)
Lineage: Eukaryota; Metazoa; Chordata; Amphibia; Anura; Pipidae
Gene: nkx6-2.L
Product: NK6 homeobox 2 L homeolog
Biological process (GO): cell differentiation; regulation of DNA-templated transcription; regulation of transcription by RNA polymerase II
Cellular component (GO): nucleus
Molecular function (GO): RNA polymerase II cis-regulatory region sequence-specific DNA binding; DNA-binding transcription factor activity, RNA polymerase II-specific; DNA binding
Source: RefSeq, marked provisional
GGGAUUUGUGUUUAGAGAAUCUGAUUUGUGUUUGUCGCCGCUGCAUGUGUGGGAUCAUUACUGCCCUGAAACUUGCGCUGAUCGCCGGGAAGUUGCGACAGAAGCCGUUUGCCUCGGGGACUUCUCUCCAUGUUGCCCAAUGUUAUCCGUGGGACAGAUGGAGAGUAACAGACAGAGCGCGUUUGUACUGAGCUCCGCUCCCCUGGCUGCGCUGCACAAUAUGGCCGAGAUGAAGACCACUCUGUUCCCCUAUACCCUGCACAACCCCAACACCUUCAAAGCCCCAGCUCUGUCCUCUCUCAACUCACAGAUCCCCCUGGGGACCCCUCAUGGGAUUAGUGACAUUCUCGGCCGACCCCUAGGGGCCUCACUGGGGUCGUGCAGUAACUUGCUCACCAGCCUGCCUCGUAUUAAUGGACUUGCCACUUCCACUGGGAUGUACUUUAACCCUGCUGUGUCCAGGUACCCCAAACCCCUGACUGAGUUACCCGGCAGGGCCCCCAUCUUCUGGCCUGGGGUUAUGCAAAGCUCUCCAUGGAGGGAUCCCAGACUGGCCUGUCCAACCCAGGCAGGGUUAAUGCUGGAUAAGGACGGAAAGAAGAAACACUCCCGGCCAACCUUCUCGGGGCAGCAGAUAUUUGCCCUGGAGAAAACCUUCGAGCAGACCAAGUACCUGGCAGGGCCUGAGAGGGCACGACUCGCCUAUUCCCUGGGCAUGACUGAGAGCCAAGUCAAGGUCUGGUUCCAGAACAGAAGGACCAAGUGGAGGAAGAGACACGCAGCAGAGAUGGCCACAGCCAAGAAGAAACACGACUCAGAGACAGAGAAGAUGAAGGAGAGUUCAGACAACGAGGAGGACGAUGAAUAUAACAAACCCUUGGACCCCAACUCGGACGAUGAAAAAAUCUCCAGGUUAUUAAAAAAGCACAAGUCCACAAACUUGAACCUUCUCAGCCCUUGCAGCAACAAUUCGGACACUUUGUGAUAUGAAAUCACAGACUUCACCCCCCCCCAAAAAUGAACUCUCCCAGACCCCCCUCCUCCCCUUAUAAAGCGCUUUAACAGCUGAAUUAACCAGGGUAUUCAAUAAACAAACCAGAAAUGUUUAAAUGUGGAUGUUUAAAUAAAAAUAAAAAAAGUGGUAUGUGUUGUACAGCCUAAAAUGUAUGUUAAGAUGUAUAUAUAUUUUCUACAGAAUAAGUUAUAAAUUAUCUGCUUGUGUCAAGGAGAGAUGCGUCUGCGACUCCUCUGCGGCAAAACGGUGCGAUUUUAGGAAUUUAAAAAAUGCCAUUCUGUUUUGCUGCUUUGUUUUCCAUUCACACAAUGGUCUGCAUCGAAAGCUCCUUUUGUACAGAAACAUUCACUUUGUAUAUAUAUUAUAUACCCCAAGGCAGAUUUGUUUUCUCUAGUUUUUGUUUCAUUCUUUUUUUCCCCAGUGCCAAAUUGAAAGCUCUUGGAAGGUUUUUUAUUUUUUAUUUUUAAAACUCUGUAUCCCCUUUAAGGAUUUGUUAAUUCAGCCAAAUUAUAACAUGACCUGAACUAUUUGAUUUUGAAGUCGGAUUUAAAUAUAUGUUGUCCACAGUUGAUGGAAAGACUUUGUAUAUUCAAUAAAUUAUUUAACAUCUG